CAGUAUUCAAUUUCAGGAAGUUUGAACCCAAUAAAUACUCAACACAGGGCUUUAGUGACACCUGAAGAGUACCUCACCUGUGACACCUGAAGACUCACUGUAGAAAAAGCAAAACUCAAAGAUGCCUGGAAACCUUCUGAAAAAUUCACAUGGAGACGAUGUUUUUUGUAACUGGGAGUUGACGCAAAACGGUGGAGACCAAUGGCAUAUUGAACUGACGCCAGAUGAUGCAGUGGCUGCAUACUUCUGCACCUCAUUUCAGCCGUGUCUAAAAAAACAAGUGAUUGAUCUGGUGAAAAGCGGUUAUGAUGCUGCAUAUUUAGAUUCUGCGCCUGAAGUGACUGUGAAGGACUGGUACGCUACUCGAGAUGACUGUGGAGGCGUUUAUAGGCUUACUGUGUCACUGCUCAAUGCAAGUCGUGCUGUCAUUGCUACAUUUAAGCCGCCUGAUGUGACUGUGCCCCAGGGUACCCCUUGGAAACAGGUGACACACACGUUUACAGGUUAUGGUCCUGGUCUACGCUUCAUCUCUUUUGAACAUGGUGGUCAAGACGAUAAAAGUUGGAAAGGCUGGUAUGGAGUCAGAGUCACUGGAAGUUCUGUCACCAUACCCCCAAAACCCUAAUAUGUGAUUCAAUAAUGUUACUGAUUGGUCAGCACUUUGCUUUUAACCAUACUAUAACUACAAAUAAUAUUAAAGUAACAUUACAGAAACUACACGGCUAAAGCCUUUGCUUACUUUUUUAGAUUUAAAUGCACAUUCUGAAUACAAAUACAUAAACUUAUCUCUGAAUGAAAAUGUAAACGUGUGAGGGAUUACUUUCUACUGUCAUUAUAAAGCUUAAUAAAGUCUCCCUGUGGUGAAAAUCAA
Paramisgurnus dabryanus is the source of this 871-nucleotide messenger RNA. RefSeq names its product F-box only protein 2-like. Gene Ontology annotation, molecular function: ubiquitin protein ligase activity. The record is from RefSeq and is a predicted model, not a curated record. Gene Ontology annotation, biological process: ERAD pathway; SCF-dependent proteasomal ubiquitin-dependent protein catabolic process; glycoprotein catabolic process. Gene Ontology annotation, cellular component: cytoplasm; SCF ubiquitin ligase complex. Lineage: Eukaryota; Metazoa; Chordata; Actinopteri; Cypriniformes; Cobitidae.